Molecule: messenger RNA, 1096 nt
Organism: Rhizophagus irregularis DAOM 181602=DAOM 197198
Lineage: Eukaryota; Fungi; Glomeromycota; Glomeromycetes; Glomerales; Glomeraceae
Source: RefSeq, a predicted model, not a curated record
UAUAAAAAGGAACGAUUUCCCAGGCAGAAAUCCUUUUUUUUUUCUCGUGCUCAUAAUUGCAUUUACAGUAUGCGAGUUCAAGAUUCUGACCGAGCUUCUGAUAAUUCUGAUUUUCAGGAUGAUUCCAUAAAUGGAUCUACCGUUCUUAUCAACCCUACUUCGAUGCAGCGUCAAACUAGUAUCGAAUCCGAAAAUUCUUUAAGUACACUAGAUGAAAAUGAAAUUGAAUCUUCUCUCUUACCUCCAUUUGUAAAUGAUUUUGAUGUAAAUCAAGUUGAAUUACUUGAGCAAAAUUUGAGUCAAAUUUUUCCACCACCGUAUAAUAUUUUUUCCAGUAAUGAGUUUCAAGAAGAUCAACAAAGUUAUGACGAAAAUGCUUCCAUGUCUCGGUAUAGUGAAUCUUUGACUGAAGAAUCUCAAAUAUCACAUCAAUUUGAAAGCCCAAUUCAAAUUAGUUACGACGAAAUAAUGAGCAAAACUGCUCAAAAUUUAGAUAAUAACGAUACAAAUAUUAGAAAAGCUUUUGGAAGUGACAUUAAGAACAAACCAGAUAUUAAGAACAAAUCUGAUUAUAAAAACAAACCUGAUUCCAAGAAGAGUAUUCGUAAUGUUCUUAAAAAUCAAAAAUUUUAUAUGAAUACUCAAACUGAAUAUGGUAAAGACUUGGUCGAAUAUAUUCCUGGAUUAUAUCGUUUGUUAUCUAAAGCUGAUGAUUCAAGUAGUUCUGACCAUAUAAUUCUUUCCAAGGAUUCUUUGAAGAAGCUAUGCAACGAUUGGUUUCCAUUAAGUUUCAAAUCUAUUUCUGAAAUUAAUUAUACAAAGCUGAAUUCGAUUUCAUUUCGCCUUAUCGGAUGUUAUGGAAAUCAUGCUUUGAUAGCAAAAUUCUUAUUAAAUAAUAAAAUUAUCAACCAAAAAAUAUGUGAAUAAACCUUCUUUACGUCCAGGUAUUUAUUUAUUAGUUGUGAACCCAGAUUUAGGUUUAGUUAUUCAUUGGCCUGAAAACGGUUGCUAUGAGGAAAAUGCUUCCCCGCAAAAGAAACAAAAUAUGAUUAAUUUUCAUAAGUAUGUAUUAUAAAUUAUCAUGUUUUUUAAAAAA